AUCUCUCUAUAACUCCAUCAACAUCAUCAAUCAUCAAUUCUCAAUCGGAUCUUUCACGACCCGAAUAAUUUCAACUCUCGUUCGAACAAAAACCUAACCCUAAUUCAUUAAUAUUCCAAUUCCAAAAUCAUUCCUUUCAACCUCCGCCAUGGCCAGCGAUUCUAAUGAACCUUCACGUCGCAAGCACCGUCGAUCUUCUCCCUCUGAUGAAGACGGCACAGAAGAACCAAUCAAACGCCGGAAGCACCGCCACCAUCACCGUCACCACCGUCACCACCGCCACCACAGCAAAAAACACGAAGAGAAAUCCGAUUCGAAACCCGAUAAGGUAACGGGUAAACCGAAUGAUGAAUUAGAGGAUGUACCUCAACAAGUUGGCACUGUUAUUGGCGUUUCUACUUUAGGGCUCGAUUAUGAUAUGGAGGAAGGUGAAAUUAUUGAGGAUGAUGUGGCGGCUACUGCUGCAGUUGGUGAUGGUGAUGAAUUGGACAUGGAAUUGCAUAAAGCUCAACGACAGGGGCCUGCGGUGGAAAAAGUUGACUGGAAUUCCACUGCUUCAGGACGGCAUGACGAGCAAAGGAAAAGUAAAAAGGUUGAUAAUUCUAGAGAAAGAAAGUCUAGUGACAAGCAUUUUGCGAAUGGUAGUUGCAUAAAUGAAUUUCAUAAAUUGGACUCUAAACCACAAAAGGAAGAUAGUUAUGCUGGUGAAGAAGGUAGAAAACAAAAGAGCUACGAUGACGAUGAGAGCCAUUUACAGGAUGAAAGAAAAUCCUUGACUCCUGAAAGUUCUGGAAAGAGGCAUAGAUCUGUUGGGGUAUCAUCUUCUCAUGAUGAGCACCUUGAAGACAGACAUGUUACGAAGUUAUCCAAGUCACCUGAUAGGUUUAGAGGAAGAUCACGAUCGAAAAGCGUAUUGGAGGAGUCUUUCCUUGUACCGAAGUCCCGCGAGAAAGAUGAUGCAUAUGAGAAGGAAAGCAGAUAUAGAAGUAACUUGGAUGAUGAAAAAAUUGGACGCAACAAGGACUAUCGACAUCGGAGCCGAGAGUCUUCAAGGGAUGUGGAAAAGGAGCAUAAUUCUAGUUGCAACAGACACUCUAGGGACAGGUAUUAUACCAGAGAUAGUGUAGACAGGUAUCGGGAGAGCAGCAUCGAGAAUGAAAGGGAUAGAUUGAGAGAGAAAGACAGGGAGCGUGAGUUGGCUAGAGAAAGGGACAGAGAAAGGGGAAGGGAAAGGGAUAAGGAGAUGGAGAAGGAAAGGGAUAGGGAGAGAGACAGAGAGAGGGAGAGAGAGAGAGCUCGAGAUAGGGAAAGGGAGAGGGAUAGAGAACGGGAAUAUGAGAGGGGAAGGGAAAGGGAGUGGGAGAGAGAUAGAGAUAGAGAUAAUUUCAGAGAGAGGGAGGAGAGAGAAAGGAGGAAUAGGGAUAGGGAAAGCAGAGGACGAAGUAGGGAGGCAGAUAGAGAUAAAUAUAGUGAUAAGUCUAGCAGGCACCGGAGAUAUGAUGACCUUGAUGAUGGUUUUGCCUAUAAUAGACGUAAUAGACAUAAUGAGACUGACCUUCAGAGAGAAAGGAGGAGCGAUCACGCAAAAAAUGAAAAUGCAAAGCAAAAAGCUGUAGAGGCAGACAGUGAGAAAUCAAAAAGAGAUGAAGUUGAACAGGAGGACUAUCAGGAAAAAAUUGCUUUCCAGCUUGCUGAACAGGAAGACGAAGAAGAACUUGAAAGAAUUAAGGAGGAGAGCAGAAGGCGCAGGCAAGCUAUUCUUGAUAAAUAUAAGAAUAAGCAGUCCCAGAAGGAGCCAAUUACUCAAUCCGGGGACGUAGCUGAGCUUCUUAUGGAUCAGUCUACUCAGAAGCCUGCAGCCGGAGAUAAUUCCAUGUCAGUGUCAUUUGAUGGUCAAACCAAUGGUACAGAUGUCCAUGUUGAUGAGCCAACAUUUUCUGUUGGGAAAUCACCUCUGCAAGCUGGUCAUAUUGCUGACGAGCAGGCUUCUGGAGCUGGUGGAUUGGGGCAGGGUACACCAAAGAGUGAGAGGUCAGCGGACAUGUUUUGUGACGAUAUAUUUGGAGAAUCACCUGCUGGCAUCAGGAAAAUGGGCAAAGGAGAUGGCGUGGCAGUUCAGCGCAGUGGCCUUCAUGAUAACUGGGAUGAUCCAGAAGGGUAUUAUAGUUAUCGUUUCGGAGAAAUUCUUGAUGACCGUUAUGAGAUUGUUGCUGCUCAUGGUAAAGGAGUAUUUUCUACUGUUGUUCGGGCUAAAGAUCUCAAGGCUAGACCUGGUGACCCGGAGGAAGUAGCAAUAAAAAUGAUACGCAAUAAUGAAACAAUGUAUAAAGCUGGUAUGGAAGAGUUGAUCAUUUUGAAGAAGCUAGUUGGUGCAGAUCCUGAAGACAAGCGUCAUUGUGUUCGUUUUAUUUCUAGCUUCAAGUACCGGAAUCAUCUCUGUUUAGUUUUUGAGUCUCUACAUAUGAAUCUCCGUGAGGUUCUGAAGAAGUUUGGGCGUAACAUUGGACUCCAUCUCACUGCUGUUAGGGCGUUUUCGAAGCAACUCUUCAUUGCUUUGAAGCAUCUAAAAAAUUGUGGCGUGCUUCACUGUGACAUUAAACCCGACAACAUGUUGGUAAAUGAAUCGAAAAAAGUGUUGAAGCUUUGUGACUUUGGUAAUGCUAUGUUUGCUGGCAAAAACGAAAUUACUCCAUACCUCGUGAGCCGUUUUUAUCGUGCCCCAGAGAUCAUUCUUGGCUUGUCGUACGAUCACCCAAUGGAUAUAUGGUCAGUUGGAUGCUGUUUGUUUGAGCUUUAUGCUGGGAAAGUCUUAUUUCCAGGUGCAACUAAUAAUGACAUGCUUCGUCUUCAUAUGGAAUUGAAAGGUCCCUUUCCAAAGAAGAUGCUUAGAAAGGGUGCAUUUACAGAUCAACAUUUUGACCAAGAUCUCAAUUUUCUUGCCACCGAAGAGGAUCCUGUUACGAAGAAGGCAAUAAGGAAGCUGAUUGUCAACAUCAAGCCAAAAGAUAUCAGUUCAAUAAUUUCAGGUUCUCCGGGUGAAGACCCAAAGAUGUUAGCUCAGUUUAAGGAUCUUAUGGAGAGAAUCUUUGUAUUAGACCCGGACAAGAGAAUAACUGUUUCCCAGGCAUUGAGCCACCCAUUCAUCACGGUGCAUUGGAGCUUGGCAUGGUUGAAGUUGCAGAGAAGAUUGUUGACCGUGGGAGAUCUAUAUCUUGGCAGUUCAUUCUUUCAGUGGAAUGUUUUCUUUUCUAUCGAUAUCUACCAGGGCUUUGAGGCAAGAUUCAGUGAUUUAGAUGCUUAAAAGGCACCCUGGCGAAGGUACCUUGGCUUGUUUGUUAGGAAUUACUGUGACACGCUUGGUUUACAUAUGGCUGUUCUCAAUUCCUCUAACAUCAGCCAUAAUUUUUGUUUCUCCUUUGUGUUAAUUUUUAAUUUUCUUUUGACAAGUUCUGAUUCCUGAACUUUAAUUUGGUCUUUCCUGAAAAACUGCAUGCCUGAGGGUGGCUUGUUAAUUAGCCUCCUUAGGCUAGAAUAGUAAAUCUAUCAAGAGCUAGAGUAUUUCUUCUAUUUGGAGUCAUUGUUGUUUCUUCAAUUUCUUAUUCUUUGUACAAAAACACUUUCUAAUGAAGUUGCAUUGCAUCUGAUUCAUGGUAUGGUCAUCCUGGAGCAUUGUAUGACUGGAGAUGAUCAGAUGCAGCCUUGAAGUGAGAGUUGUUUCAGGUGUGGUUUCAUGCUUCUGCAAUUCUAAUUGUCAAAUGAUUGCAUUGUGACUUGAUUCCUUGCACAAACCGUGGAUUCAGUUCAUAUGCUAGUUAUGGAUAAUAAUGCUUCAUGAUUUAGCUAUCUUAAGUUCCUUUGGAGUUGGAGAAAGUAGUCUGUAUUGGUUUUGCUUAAACUGGUGCUCCAGUUGCAUGCUGCUCUAAUGCUGAAGUAUUCCUGCGUUUACCUUCGGAGUGUUGGCUCUAACUUUUGCCGGGCCUUUGUAGUGCAAUUAUCAGUUAAGCAAGCUUUAUCUUUAGGGCUGUGACUGUCUACUUCGAUUCUUCUAGUGACUUAUGUUGAUGUUCGCACUUAAUGUAUAUCAGUUAAACAGAUUUAUUCACAAAAACGCUUUCAUGUAUCCCUUUCCCUGAUAAUGUGAGUUCACGUUUCUCUUA
This is a messenger RNA of Nicotiana attenuata, 4157 nucleotides long. RefSeq names its product serine/threonine-protein kinase prpf4B. The transcript has 16 exons. Lineage: Eukaryota; Viridiplantae; Streptophyta; Magnoliopsida; Solanales; Solanaceae. Gene Ontology annotation, biological process: peptidyl-serine phosphorylation; mRNA cis splicing, via spliceosome; peptidyl-threonine phosphorylation. Bases 149 to 3301 code for a protein of 1050 amino acids. Gene Ontology annotation, molecular function: ATP binding; protein serine/threonine kinase activity. The record is from RefSeq and is a predicted model, not a curated record.